GGCCGCUGCGAUGAGGCAAAAUUCCUCGGCUCAUUUCCUCUUUCUCUGAAAGAUAGCUGGGGACUCCACUGCCCUGAGACUACUCUGCCCGGUGCGGGGGCCGGGGAGACCUCUGAGACCUCUGGGGGUCUGCUGUGAGACCCCAGGUUUUCCUCAGCUCCCACCUUCUCCGUUCCCCUAGCCCUGAGCGCAAGCCACCAACAAGCGGAAGAUCCGGUAGGCCCCCCUCUUCCUCAUGCUGCUGCUGACUGCUCUGCUGGUGUUGGCUCCUGGUGGUGGACAAGCAGCUGACCCCCCAAAGUCUGUGCUUACCCUGAGCCCUCCAUGGAUCAAUGUGUUCAGGGAAGACAGUGUGACACUGAACUGCGACAGCCCCAACCCUUCGGGGGACCACGUCACCCAGUGGUUCCACAAUGGCACGGUCCUCGGGAUCCAGACCCCCAGCUACGGCAUCUGGAUGGUCACCUUCAACGACAGUGGGGAAUACCGGUGCCGGAUGGGGGAUUCCACGCUCAGUGACCCUGUGAGGCUGGAUGUCUACAGCGACUGGCUACUCCUGCAGACCACCAGCUGGGUGUUCCUGGAGGGGGAACCCAUGGUACUGAGAUGCCACAGCUGGAGGAAUCACCCCUUGUUUAAGGUGAUCUUCUACCAGGAUGGCAAAGCCCUGAAGUUCUUCCACGAGAAUUCCAACUUCUCCAUCCCCCAGGCCAAGCAAAGCCACAGUGGUUCUUACUUCUGCUCAGGGUUCAUGGGCCACGAACGCUUCACGUCAUCCGUCUUCAACAUCACUGUCCAAGGGAGGAGCAUCCUGAGCCAGUGGGGGAUACUGGCUGUGUUCAGCGGGCUUGGUGUGGCCAUCGCUGCUGCUGCCACUGCCACCGCUCUUAUAUAUUUCUUCAAGCUCCGGAGAAAAACAGCUCCUUCAGAAAGCCCUGAGCACGGGGAUGGGUACGAAGCCCCCCCGGAAGAUACACCCAGACCCCAUGAGAUCCUGCCCGUGGUGGAAGACGACGGUGUGGUCUCCUAUUCUCUGCUCAAGCACACGGACAUCCCGGAUGAGGAAGAGGAAGAGCGAGACCGUCUUGAUUAUGAGAACAUCCCAAACUCCACACUGCUUAGCAUUAGCCAGGUGCAGCUGGAGUGUGCUGGGAUGAAAUUGGAUGGGUCUGGGGAGAGGGCCCAGAUCGAUAACGCCGGGAGCAGCCGACAACCCUCAGAGAUUCCCAUCGCCAUGCCAAUGGGCAGCUCCUUUUCUCCAGGGCCGGGCUGCUCUGCCAUGCCACUGGGUGCAGCUCUCUUGGUCCUGGGUCUGUGCAGUGGACAUGCCGCGCCUGCCACAAAACCCGAACAGCUCACCAGGCCCUCGUGUGCCACUGUUGCCCCGGGCCAGAGGGUGACCCUGAAGUGCGAAGAGUCCCCAGGACCCAACUCCCACAAGAGAAAGGUCAUCAAACCUCUGGACAGACUCUCCGAUGUCGAUGGUAUCCCAGAAGAGGACAUCGGCCAGCAGAGCAUGGGCUACCUGUUCAGCAGGCCCUUCCAUCUAAGCGUGUCCUAUGAAUGGCUGAUCCUGGAGGCCCCCCUGUCCCCGGUGUGGGAGGGCGAGGCCCUGGUCCUGCACUGUCGGAGCUGGAGGAACUGGCCGCUCUCCCGUGUCACCUUCUAUCACGACGGCGUGGCUCUGAGCUCCUCUCCCGAGAGCGCAGACUUCGCCAUCACCUCAGCGAAGCCAGAGGACGGUGGCUGGUAUCACUGCACUGGCUCCCUCCGGACCCCGGUUACUGUGACCAGGGAGUCGGCAGUGGCCGUGGCCGUAGAAGUCCGAGAGCUGUUCCCACCGCCCAUGCUGAGAGCCGCCCCUUCCACCGAGCCCAGAGAGGGGAGCCCUCUGACCCUGACCUGUGACACGCAUCCAGACCCCCGCAGGCCGGACCCCCGGCUCCGCUUCUCCUUCUACAGAGACAACCGGACGGUGAGGGGAUGGGACAGCUCCCCGGAACACAGGAUCCCGGGGGCCCAGAGCGGGGACUCUGGCUCCUACCAGUGCGAGGUGGCCAUGGACACUGGGAGAGUGUGGAAAAGGAGCCCCAAGCUGCAGAUCCGGGUGCAGCGUUCCUCCUCCAGAGACUCACCCACAACCCCUCCUCCUCUCUCACCGGAUCCCUCAGCUCCUCCAGAAUGUGGGCCGGCCCCCUCCCCACCCACCCUGGAUCCCCAGCUGAGCCUCCUGCUCCAGGAAAUUCAGGCAGCCAGAGCCCUUCUGAGUCAGUUGAACCUGGAAGCAAGGGCCCAGCACAAUUGCCUGGACCCCAAGAUCAGCGGUGGACUCUGGGAAGCUGGGAUUGGAGUCACCAUGUGGGUGCUGACCGCCUUACUGCUCCUAGGUCCGAUAGGCGGAGAAGCCGCCACUCUAGCCAAACCGGUGGUGUCCCUGCAGCCGCCCUGGACCACGAUCUUCAAGGGGGAGCGGGUAGUCCUGAAGUGUGCAGGGUACCACCCCCUGAUCCUGGAGAUGAAACACAGCAGCAUCCUGUGGUACUGGGGUCACCUUCUGCUAUCCUCGCGUGGGCGGAGUCUGGAGGUGCAGGUGGCCGGGGUGUACCGUUGUCAGACUCGUGGCACCCCCGUCAGUGAUCCCAUCCGCCUCUCCGUGUCCAGCGACUGGUUGAUUCUUCAGGUGCCCUACGGGGCCGUGUUUGAGGGCAAAGCCCUGGUGCUGCGCUGCCGGGGCUGGUACGAUAAGGAGGUGUCCCGGUUAAACUACUACCGCAACGGCCAGCCCCUCCAAUCCUCAUCCUCUAGCAUCGACUUCACAGUGGCCCGGGCCCAGACCAACCACAGCGGUCAUUACCAGUGUUCGGGGACCAUGCGUAUGCCCGUCGAAAGUGCCCCCUUGUUCUCAGCCGAGGUGCCCGUCUCCAUCCAAGAGCUGUUUCCGCCACCCAUCCUGAGAGCAGUGGUCCCGGAGGCCCCCCUGCCAGGGAAGGGGGUGACGCUGACCUGCAUGACACGACUGCACCCACAGAAGCGGGGCACGAGGCUGCAGUUCUCCUUCCACAAGCACAGCCAGGUGGUGAGGGGCUGGGACCGAGCUCCCAUCCACACCCUCGCGCCCACAGCCAAGGUGGACAACCUGGACUCCUACUGGUGCGAGGCGGCAACCGAGAGCCGUGGGGUCCAGAAACGUAGCCCCCGAUUCCAGCUGGGUGGCCAUGCCGAGGCCUGCAGGGAACAGGGAGUAGUUGGAGGCCCCAAAACUCACUGGCCACUUGGGAAGGACCAGUUGACCCUGUUCCACCACCAGGCCAUGUCUUCCUGUGCCUUUCAGUCAGUCAGUUGCAUGACAUCUAGCCCGGGGACUUCCCCACCCCUCACCACCUCCAGGCCCCUCUCCACCUGGAUGUCGUCUUCCCCUCCGGCUGGAAACAGCACCUCUGCCCAGGGACUCCUCUUGGAACUCAGCACCCCCAAAGAGGACCCCCUGGGCUCACGUCAUUCUGCUCCGCUCCUGGGAGAUUCAGCCGAUCCCUGGAAGUCACAGCUGAUCCUGUCUCCUCCCUCCCCCAUACUCAAGGGGGAGGAGGCGAAACUGACUUGCAGUGGCUCCCCAGAGGUCAGCAAGAGAUCUCAAACCACCAGGUGGUUCAAGAACAAUAAAUCAUUGCGCAGUCAGAAGAAUGUCCUGCUGGUUGAUGGCCCCGGAGAGUACCAGUGCCAAACAGGGAGCUUUCUCAAAAGUGAUCCGAUAUUCGUGGAAAUCUCUCAGGACAAGGCGAUUCUUCAGGCCCCUCGUUCUUUGCUGGAGGGGGACACCCUGACCCUGACAUGCCGAACAGUCCGCACAAGAACCUCAGUAAAUUACUUCCGAAAUGGAAUAGCCUUUCAAACAAGGAACGCGAAAGACCCAGUAAUUAUCUCCAGUGUGAAAACCAGUGACAGCGGCAACUACACCUGCAGUGUCUCUGAUGGGAAUAUUUUUUCUUCAAAAGAAUUCUUUUCGAAAAGUGUUCUCAUUUACAUUGAAGAGCUGUUCAAGACACCUCAGUUGGAAGCAACCCCCUCCAAUGAGCCCGAGGAGGGGACCCCGGUGACCCUGACCUGUGAGGUACAACCAGCCUCCCCUGAACUCCAGCUCUUCUUCUCCUUCUACAAAGAGAGCAGAUCACUGCAAAGUUGGAGCAGAUCCCCGGAGUACCGGAUCGCCGAGGCUGGGAUGAGGGAUUCCGGCUUGUACUGGUGCCAGGCGAUCAUGAAGACCAAAUACCUCCAGAAACAAAGCUCCAAGCUGCAGAUCUGGGUGCAGCGUUUCCGGGUCUCUGGAGUCAGCCUGGUGUCCCAGCCCCCCGGGGGUCAGGUGAAGGAAGGGGAGAGGCUAGUGCUGUUUUGUUCAGUGGCAGCGGGCACAUUGCCCAUCACCUUCUCCUGGCACCAAACGGGCACCACGGGGUUGCUGAGACAGGAUGUGCAGCGGGCUAAGACGAUGGCCCUGGAGAUCCCCGCAGCCAGGGCCAGCGACCAGGGACGCUACCAGUGUGCCGCUGCCAACGGCUAUGGCCCUGUGCCCAGCCAAUGGCUGAACAUCACGGUGAGAUUCCCCGUCUCUGGAGUCAGCCUGAAGGCCCAGCCCCCCAAGGAGGAGGCAGCUGAAGGACAAAAGCUGGCUCUGGUCUGCUCAGUGGCGGAGGGCACCAUGCCUGUCAUGUUCUCCUGGUACCGGGAGGGCGGAGGAAAGGCGCUGAGGGAGGAGUCAUGGUGGGCACAGUCGGCGGUGUUGGAGCUCCCGGCCGUGAAGGAAGAGGAUGCGGGGCAGUACUGGUGCACGGCCAACAACGACUUCGGCCCCGUGGCCAGCGCCAGCCUCAACAUCACCGUGACAGUUCCAGUGUCUCCUCCCCGCCUGACCCUGGAGACAGCCACGGCCGGUGCCACCGUGGGGGACGAGGUGGAGCUGUGCUGUGAGGCCCAGAGGGGCUCCCCCCCGAUCUGGUACCGGUUUUACCACGAAGACAGGGUCCUGGGGAACAGCUCGGUCCUGGCCAGAGGAGCCGCCUGCUUCUCCCUCACAGUGGCAUCCGGGCAGGAUGCAGGAAAUUAUUCCUGCCAGGCGGAGAACAGGGCCUCCACCGGAAGCAGCGAGCCCGAGAUUCUGUCGGUGUUGAUCCCAGCAGGAAGCCGGAGCAGCCUGGCCGUGGGGGGAGGCUUGGCCACGAUCCUUGUGGCUGCCGUAACUGCUGCCUCGCUUGUGUAUUUCUUCAAAUUCCGAAAGAAAACAGGAGAGGCACCUCUCACAAAUCCGGAUAGGUGA
Molecule: messenger RNA, 5308 nt
Organism: Tachyglossus aculeatus (Australian echidna)
Lineage: Eukaryota; Metazoa; Chordata; Mammalia; Monotremata; Tachyglossidae
Product: Fc receptor-like protein 5
Exons: 31
Coding region: 236-5308 (1690 amino acids)
Biological process (GO): cell surface receptor signaling pathway
Molecular function (GO): transmembrane signaling receptor activity
Source: RefSeq, a predicted model, not a curated record